AUUUACCAUUGAUAUUUUAGCUGGAUGUUUGACAGCUGAAUAUGAUUCAACAUACCCAAUUCAUUUAAAUGGUAUAAUUAAUCAACACGAAUUUCAAGAAUCAAUUAAGAGAAUAAAUCUUACACUUUCUUCACAUAAAACUUUUAUAAUUGUUUGUUGGAUUAUAUUUGCUCUGACAUUGAUUAUUGGAACAGGAUGUUUUGUUAUUGGUGGAGUAAUGGCAACUAAAUUUUGGACCGUUUUUUAUGUAUUACUCGGUCUUGGCUUUUUUUUGACUACGUUUGGUUCAAUUUUUUUUGCUAUUGGAUUUUGUGUUAUAUAUUCAAAACGUGCAUUAAGAAUGCGAGAAGCAGUCGCUCAAGAGUCAAUGAAAUAUUCAUCGAGAUCACCAACACCAUGUAGCUGGAGAUUAGAUACUUCAAGAACUUGGUUUGGACCUUAUGGAUAUAAUAAUAAUAAUCAAAUGUUUUAUCAAUUAGCAAUAGAUAUUGGUAGUAAUGUUUUACAAGAAAGUGCUAAUCAAGUACGUUAUUCAAAUAAAGUUGCUCCUGGACCGACAUCGUAUUUCGGACGUCAAGAUUAUUUUGCACCUCCGGCAUAUUCUGUUCAAACGGCAGGAUUUUGUUCUCGAUGUGGUGUAGCACGUCAAGAUCUUACAGCUAAAUAUUGUUCAUCAUGCGGCCAUUCAUUUAAUACAUAA
Molecule: messenger RNA, 700 nt
Organism: Rotaria sp. Silwood2
Lineage: Eukaryota; Metazoa; Rotifera; Eurotatoria; Philodinida; Philodinidae
Source: the annotation of a GenBank genome assembly